Messenger RNA from Pipistrellus kuhlii (Kuhl's pipistrelle), 6971 nucleotides. It is a transcript of the gene CROCC2, whose product is annotated as ciliary rootlet coiled-coil, rootletin family member 2. Bases 65 to 4924 code for a protein of 1619 amino acids. The transcript is spliced from 32 exons. Lineage: Eukaryota; Metazoa; Chordata; Mammalia; Chiroptera; Vespertilionidae. The record is from RefSeq and is a predicted model, not a curated record.
GGAGGAGUCGCUGACUGGAGCCCGGUGAGCCGGGCUUUCUCCUGGAUCCUGUGCCCCAGCUGCAAUGAGUUCUGCCUCCAGUGAGCCAGGCAACGGGGCUGCAGCGGAGCGGUCCCCGCUGGGGCUGGACACCGUGAUCCAGAGGCUGGAGGACACUGUCCUGAGCCCCACCGCCAGCAAAGAAGACCGGACGCUGACCAUGCGUGGGGAAGACUGGCAGGCCUCACCCACCCCCCUGCCUGCUCGAAUCCGUGAGAUCGUGGCCAGCAGCCUGGGCGAGGAGCCACCCCAAGGGCUGCGGGAGCCACCGGGAGCCUCGGCCCAGGUGCAGGAGGAGAGUGAGCUCCUGCAGGAGGAGCUGUCCCGGCUGGAGGACCUGCUGGCACAGGUGGGUGCCGAGCGGGAUGAGCUGGCCAGCAGGUACCAUGUGGUCAGCGAGCGGCUGCAGGCCCGGCUGCAGACCACCGAGGCCCGGCUGCGGAGGUCAGAGCUGGAGCACAGCGUGGACCUGGAAGAGGCACUGGGCCGAUUGGAGGCUGCAGAGCAGAGGAGCACCGGCCUCUCCCAGGUGAACACACUCCUGAGGGAACAGCUGGAGCACAUGAAGAAGGCCAACGACACGCUGGCUGAGGAGCUGGCCAGGACGACGGGCAGCGUGCUCCACCUGAGGGGUGAGCUGGAGCGGAAGGAGGCUCAGCGCUGGACAGAGAGACAGACCCGGCGUUCACGCCUUGGGGUGCAAUCCCAGGAUUUCCUCCUCCUGUGGAGACAGGUGACAGCGCUCCGAACACACCUGGCUGAGCUUCGAUCUGCCUUUGAAAGGAGUCUCACUGACAUGCAAGCAGAGGCAGCCAGGACAGCCCGGCGCCUGCACACGGCCUGCCUGAACCUCAACUCCAACCUGCAGCUGUCGGCCAGCAGCGCGGCAGGCGCCCUGAAGCGGCAGGCCUCACAGGGUGCUUGGCUGGAGCAGCGGCUGCAGGACAAGGUGCGGGAGAUGCUGCAGCUGCAGGGCCGCUGGGACGCAGAGAAGGUGGCACUGCAGGCCAGACUCUCCGAGCAGAAAUUGCUGGUAGAGAAGCUCACAGAACAAAACUCGGAGAAGGAAAGGACCAUUUCUUCCCUCAGAAUGGAUGUUCAGAAACUGGAGUCCUGGCGCAGUGGAGGCCGGCUGGCGGCAGACAACUUGAAGGAGGAAGUGGAGUCCCUGCGGCGUGUUUUGAACAUCAUCACAGAGGUGGCCCAGGCGGACUCGAGGUGCCCAGAGCUGGCACAGAGCAGCGGCACUGACAUGGAGAAGGUACAGAGUCCACUGAGGAGCCCCCCACGUGCCUCGUCCCUUCAGUGGGGUGCAUCUCCACCAUGGGCCCACUCCCGGGCCAGCCCAGACCCUGCGCUGCGGGCUGUGCAGGCAGCUAUUGAGAGGAGGCGGCAGCAGGAACAGGAGCUGCGUCUACAGCUGAAGUCCUCCCAGGCGGUGGCAGCCAGGCUCCGGGAGCAGCUGUCAGAGAGGCAGCGGGAGCUGCGAGCCUCCCAGAGGCUCCUGCAGGAGCAAGAGCAGGACCGGAGGGACCUCCUGGACAGGCUGGAGGCACAGAGCCAGAAGGCACAGCACUGCAGGGCAGCCAGCGAGCUCCUGGAAAGAGAGAAGAAGGCUCUGGAGUUGGAGGUGGAGGAGCUAAGGGACAAGAUGGAUAUUUGGGACAUGGACAAGCAGAAGCGGGAGGCAGAGAACGCUGAGCUGCAGAGAAGCCUCCUGCUCUGGACACAGCAGAAGGAGGAGCUGGAGCAGCAGGGCGAGCGGGGCCGCAGGGAGCUGCAGACCAGUCAAGGGCGCCUGGAGCAGCUGGAGGAGAAGGUCUCAGGGCUCAAGAAGGAGCUGGUGUCGGCCCGGGAGGCACUGAACGCAGCCCAGCUACAGAGGGACAUUCUGGAGAGUGAGAGGGAGGCCCUGCAUGGCACGCUGGCCCGGGCUGAGUCCAGCAAUGCUGACCUGGAAUUGCUUGUGACCCAGCUGAAGUCAGAGGGGGUGCAGCAGAGGGACUCCCUGGCCAAGAUGGCCACUCUGAUGGAGGGCCUGGCGAAGGACAAAGGCAGCCUGACCCACCUGGUCCUGCAGCUGCAACAGGAGGGAGACCAGCUGCGGGAGCAGAAGCAGGUGCUGAGCCAGGAGCGGGCAGAUGCCAAGGAGCGGUUGGCACUGGCAGAGCAGCAGCUGGAGCAGCUGGAGGGGCAGGCCGACCGGCUCCAGCAUGAGAGAGCCCAGUUGCAGGAGCAGGUGGGCCAGGUCACAUGCAAGAAACAGGCCCUGGAGGAGCAGCUGGCCCAGAGCCUGCAGGACCAGGAGGCCCAGAUGGACACUCUCCGGACGGCCCUUCAGGAGAAGGAAGCUUUGUUGGAGGAGCGAGCUCAGCUGCUGGCCAAGCAGGAGGCCCUGGAGAGGCAGGGCCGGCUCACGGCGGAGGAGGCAGCUGAUCUCAGGGCCGAGCGGGAUGUGCUGGAGAGCAGCCUCUUUGAGGCCCAACAGCUGGCAGAGCAGCUGCAGACACAGCAAGAACAUCUGGAGGGGGAGGCCCAGAGCGCCCGGCAGGCCCGGCAGGCCCUGCAAGUGGAACUGGAGCAACUGAAAGGCGCCUGGGAGGUCCAGGAGACAAAGCUGGAAUGGGACUUAGGGCAGCUGCGGCGGCAAAUGGCGCAGCAGGAGCGGGAAGCACAGCUGGCCCUGGAGAGCCAGGCGGUGGCCCAUUGUGAGGACCUCGCACGGCUCCAGAGGGAGAAGGAGACCCUCAGCCUGUCUCUGACAGAGGAGAAGAAGGUGGCAGCGUGCAGGUUGGAACAGGAGAAGGAGCUGGUGGCAAAAAGUGCAGCCAAGAGGGAGGCUCUAAAGGACGAAAUUCAGAGCCUGAAACAUGAGCGGGAUGAGAGCCUUCUCCAACUAGAACAUGAGAUGCAACAGGCCCUGUCUCUGAAAGAAGCAGAAAGGAGCCUGCUGCAGCAGGAGCUCUCCCGGGCCGCUCAGAGGCUGAAGCAGGUGCAGCAGGAGGCCCGCGGCCAGCAGGAGCAAGCAGAGGCCACAGUCAGAGCCACGGCGGUGGAGCUGAAGGCCCUGCAAGCCCAGUUUGAGGAGGCCAUCUCGGCCCAUCAGAGGGAGACCUCGGCUUUGAGCCACAAUCUCCGGAAGAUGGCGGCAGAGCGGAGCAAUGCGGGCAGAGAGGCCGAGCAGCUGCGGGCACAACUGGGGGAGGCCCAGGAGGCGCUGGCUGUGCUUCGCAGGGAGCUGCAGGGCCACGAGGACAGUCUCGAGGGGCUGCGCAGGGAGGUCGUGGAGGCCCACCAUGCCCUGGGUGACGAGGCCCUCGAGAAGGAUGUGCUGCAGCGUUCCAACGCCGAGCUGCGGGCCGCGGUGCUCAGGGCAGAGCAGGAGAAGGCCAGUUUUCAGCGGUCCAAGGAAGAAAAGGAGCAAAAGCUGCUGGUCCUGGAGGAGGCCCGAGCUGCAGCCCAGAAGGAGGCUGGCAAGCUGAGGGCCAGCCUGCAGGAGGCAGAGCAGGCCCAGUUGGACACCUGCCAGGAGCUCCAGGAGCUCCGCAGACAGGUGAAGACGCUGGAGACCGAGAACCAGAGGAAAAGCCAAGAGGUGCGCCAGCUGCAGGCCCGGUGCACUCAGGACUCGCAGCGGCAGCAGCAGAGCUGGCGGGAGGCCCUGGAGCUGCAGAGGCAGGCGGCGGAGGUGGACGCUGCCUGGGAAGACGCCCAGAAGGAGGUCCUGAGGCUGCAGCAGGAGCUGGCGGAGGUGAAGCAGCGCCUCUGUGAGAGCCACGGGGCUGAACAGAGCCUCCGGGCUGAGCUGCACGGCGCCACCAUGAAGCUGCAGCAGGCCAGCAGUGUGACUGACAGCCUCCAGGCCCGCCUGGACAGGGCCUGCCACCGCGUCCAGAGCCUGGAGCAGGAGCUGGCCCGGGCAGAGGGUGCCAGGCGGGACGCACAGGGCCAGCUGAGCCGGCUCUGGUCCACACUCUGCUGCGAGCUGAGGCUCCGAGCUCCGAGCCCCUCUGCCUCCCCUAAACGGCCCGGCUCCCCCACCAAAGGUGUGGACGGUUCCCAGGGUCUCUCUGGGCAGCACAGUGCCAGCCCCCCUGCCAGGUCCCGCUCACCACUUCGGUGGCCUUCACCUGCACCAGGACAGCAUGGCCCAGACGUGGAUGUGGCCGCUGUGCAGGACGCCCUGAGGGACUUCAUGCAGAAGCUGCGGGAUGCCCAGCGGGAGCGGGACAACUGGUGUGCCAAGGUCCGCCACCUGAGCAGCUGGCUGAGAGAGGUGGAGAGGGAGCGUGCCGGAGCCCUACGCCACGUGGGGCAGCUGAAGACAGCGCUGGCCCAGGCCGAGGAAGGCUGGCGCCAGGCGGAGAGGGAGGCGGGCAGUGCCCAGGCCACGAGGGCCCUGCAGAAGGAAGUGCUUCAGAGGCUGGAGAGGAAGUACCUGGCGAGUGUGCAGGCAGCAGGCCAGGAGAAGAGGCGGCUCCAGGAGCAACUGGACAUGCUGCACCGGGCCCUGCAUGAGAGCAGGAGGCACAGCCAGGGCCUCACCCAGAGGAGACGGCGGCCGGAGCACAGGCGCCAGGAGGCCGUGAGUGCACAGGGGCCCCUGCGGCAGAGAGAGCGGGACACGCUGAGCAGAGAAGGGGACACGGUGGGGGCUGAGGAGCCACUGGACCAGCCCCUGAGCAGCCUGCACCUCCAAGUGGACAGGGCCCUGAGGCAGGACCAGAACCCACAGGUCCAGACAGCGGAGCUGGAGCAGGCCCAAGCCCAGCAGCCCCAGGAGCUGGCUGCCCAGCACCAGCAAGACCAGGCUGUGGAGGCCAAGCAGGCCCUGGAGUCCCACGUGCUGGAGGAGCAGGUGGCCCGGAAGGAGCAGCUGGACUAGGAAGUACAACGGCAACAACAUGCCCACCUCGGCCAGCCCUCCCUGCCAAGGACUGAGCCCUGCCGCCAACCCUGUCACAGCCCUGACCAGCCAGACGCAGAACCAUGAAUUGGAAAACCAAUGCUCAUGCGCCUCAGUGUGGCCUGGUGCCCGCAGAGGGCUCAGGGAGCAGGCAGCCGGAGCCCACACUCACCCCCAGAAGUCCCCUGGCAGCAGGCACCCUCUGGCUCCCCCGACCACUGAGCUCCCCAACCCUGUGACGUGGGCUUCUUCUGGCAUGGACCCCUCCCCGCUGCACACCUCCUCCCCCUGGACACGCCAUGGGGACAGUCCCCGCCAGGCCAGUUUCCUCAGCCACAGGCUGCAUUCCCUGCCCUCAGCUCUGUAAACACGGGGAAACACGUGGAAAACAUUUCCACCAAAUGGAGCCAAAAACCGUGUCCUUCAAGGCCCAGUGCCCACCUCCCACGCCCAGAGGCUGUGGAACCUUCUGUAUCCAGGAACUGCAGGUCUCUCACGAUGGCAGGUGCCUGGAAAUGACUCAGUCGCUCCCUGUGACUCACUGGCCUGAGAGGCACGGGAGUAGGAACUUAAAAGUCAGCCUUGCAGAACCUCUCACAGUCUGUGAACCUGGGCCAGGGACCAUCAGAAUCCAGCCUCAUUGCUAUGGAAGCAAGGCAGCCAUCUUCACCUGUAGGCAUUUGUAUUCAUUUCCUCCAUUUAUACCGGGUCAGUGGUUUGUUUUCCUCUCCAAAUGGCCUCUUUUGUUCUAUGACACCAGCCAGCCCAGGACUCACAAGCUUCUUGUGAGCUCAGCCCCACCCAGGGAAACCCUGCCAUACUCUGGAGGACAAGCAUGGGGUCAGGAAGGGUCCAAAGCUCCAGGAAGCCACCCCAUCUCGGCCACUGUAAGCUGUGGCCCAAAAAGACGGCCAUCUAUCUCAUUCAAGAUGGAUCCAGGCUUGCUUAGAGAGCCUGGCUGGGAUUGCACAGCUGGAGAGGGGCAUCCCUGCCAUCCCCCAAGGGGGAGAGCCAUGCUCAUCACCUACCCUCAUCUGCCCAGCAAGCCUUCAGGCACAGGGUCCUGUUGACUGGAGGACAGAGCUGAGCCAGGUAGACUGAGCAAAGUGAGGCCCAGUGCUGGGCACUGGACCUGUUCUCACACAUCACCCUGGAGGUGAAAUGCAGGGAGGGGGCAGGGUAGGGGCCCAUCCUGGAAUACAAGAUCAAGGCAGAACUGCUGACCACCCUACAGUCCAAGGGAUAGGGCAGAAAAGCAACCGGUCUCCCACCCAUCCCUGCUCCCUGGAACUCGGCCACGGCCCUUGGGUGCUUCUCCCCUGCUCUCCCACAUGGAGGCCUGUGGCCUGUAAGAGGCCCGGGAGGUUCCAGCAUCCCUUUAGGAGUUGCCAGCCUUGCAGGGCAGUCCCAGCUCUGCUCCUCUCCAGCUGUGCAAUCCCAGUCAGGCUCUCUAGGCCCAGGAGACCAUCUGGUCUGGGGCACCAACCUUCUCAGGUGUCAAAGGACAUACCUGAAGCCCCCAGGGGGAGAAGGACUCAUCCCCCGAGAGAGCAGGAGAGCCAUGGGGACAGGGCCAUCCUGAAGCACGUGGGCCGAAAGGAAGGAGGUGACACCCUAGGACAGAGAGGCAGGGGAGGAUGACCAAGCACCUGAGGAGACAGGCUCAGCCUCCAACGCCCCAGUUUUGAGGGAGGCAAAGGCCCUGUCUUGGCCACAGCUGGGGAGGGAAUGAGCCACAGGACCCAGGACUGCAGCUGGUCCUCUUGACAUUCAUAGUCUCGCCUGUGGUUCUAAGAGGAGGCCGGAGCACUCCCUCUCCAGCACAUGCCUGCUCAGAGCCUGUGGGUUAGGUGAAUCUGCUACUUUUAAUAUUCUUUUUAAAUUUUUCACUUGAGCCCUGGCCAGUGUUCUCAGUGGUUAGAGCGGGAGUUCAAGCACCAAAGGGCCUUGGGUUUAUGAUUUCUGGUCAAGAGCACAUUGCUGGGUUGCAGGUUCAAUCCCUGGCCUCAGUCAGGACAUGUGUGGG